ACUUUUAUUUUUCACUAAAAUGAGCGACAAGUUGUCAACUUGUUUGUAUACUUUGACUCAGCACGAUAAGGCAGUGUCUUGCGUGAAGUUUUCGUACAAUGGAAAUCUUUUGGCUUCUUGUUCAGCUGAUAAAGCUGUAAAGUUAUGGGACGUUCCAACCGGAAAACUUGUUCACUCAUUUCAAGGUCACAACCUAGGAAUCUCUGAUGCUUCUUGGUCGCGCGACUCGAGAUACGUGGCAACAGCAAGUGACGACAAAACAGUCGCAGUUUGGGAUAUUCACAACUCCGAGCAGGUAGCGAAAUGGAGCGGACACAAGAACUCUGUAUUUUGUGUUAAUUUUAACCCUCUCUGUAAUCUUCUUGCUUCAGGAUCCACAGAUGAGACCAUCCGAGUGUGGGAUGUAAGAACGGGGCGUACUCUCAAGGUUAUACCAGCACAUUCUAACGUAGUAACUGCCGUGGACUUUAGUAAAGAUGGUACUUUGAUUGUUUCGAGUAGCUACGAUGGAAGUUGUCGAUUUUGGGAUACUGCAAGUGGAAUGUGUUUGAAGACACUUGUUGUUGACUCUCAUUCUGCCACUUCUCACGUACGGUUUUCUCCUAAUAGCCGUUAUAUUUUGGCAUCAACUUUGGACAGUAAAAUCAGGUUAUGGGACUUUUAUUCGAGUCGAAUUUGCAAGACUUAUGCUGGUCAUGUUAACCGACUUCAUGCAAUCUAUUCAUGUUUUGUCGUUAUGGACCAGUCCCAUAGUUAUGUUAUAAGUGGUUCCGAAGAUGGGUAUAUUUAUGUUUGGGAUUUGCAAAGUAGACAAAUUAUACAAAAAUUACAAGGACAUAUGGGCACAGUGAUAUGUGUGUCUGCACAUCCCAGAGAGCCUCUAUUAGCUUCGAGUGCAUUGGAUGCAGAUUGUUCCAUCAAAGUUUGGAAGUUAAUCGAUUAAUGAGAAUGGCUUGCUAGAAGGAUACAAGGUGAACUAAAGA
This is a messenger RNA of Galdieria sulphuraria, 983 nucleotides long. RefSeq names its product transducin family protein / WD-40 repeat family protein. Bases 20 to 943 code for a protein of 307 amino acids. NCBI's taxonomy places the organism in Eukaryota, Rhodophyta, Bangiophyceae, Galdieriales, Galdieriaceae. The record is from RefSeq and is a predicted model, not a curated record. Gene Ontology annotation, molecular function: protein binding. The transcript is spliced from 2 exons.